Lasiosphaeria miniovina is the source of this 3132-nucleotide messenger RNA. RefSeq lists its product as uncharacterized. Gene Ontology annotation, molecular function: ATP binding; ATP hydrolysis activity; ABC-type transporter activity. Gene Ontology annotation, cellular component: membrane. Lineage: Eukaryota; Fungi; Ascomycota; Sordariomycetes; Sordariales; Lasiosphaeriaceae. The record is from RefSeq and is a predicted model, not a curated record. Bases 1 to 3132 code for a protein of 1043 amino acids. The transcript is spliced from 3 exons. Gene Ontology annotation, biological process: transmembrane transport.
AUGAGAAAUUCCCCCGACGACGGCAGCUUCGACGACAAUGGAUCCGGCAACCGCCUCUUCAACACCAGCACGGCCAGUCUGCCGCAGGACCCCUUCCUGUCGCAGCAAGAGCCCCUGGUGCCGACCUUUCUCGACACGCAGGGAUGCUUGUGCCAGAUGCAGACAGACCCGAGCAGUGCAGACGAUAGCGGCUCAGGCACGGACACGAAGCCGUUUCUCUGGCAAUGCGUCGGCAACCAGACCGGAGCGGUCACCAUGGAGCCGAGCGGGAAGUGGUACAAGACCCGCGACGGCGCCGAGGGGACCGAAGCCGACCUGCUCAGACUGCCCGUCAACUCAGCCGCCCACCCUCUCGAUGCGGCCACGCCCAUGACAUGGGAUCUCCAGUCAAAGUCGUUCGUCAAACUUUCUGACGGGAACAGCAAGGACAACAGACUCGGCGCGUGGGACGCGGCGUGCACGGGCGAGAACCGCACCCAGUUCUCGACGUCCUUUUACGGGGCAAACGAGCAGCUGAAGAACAACCAGGACCCAAUAGCUGCUGCACCAUGUUGGAGGCCGGGUGCCGUUCCCGUCCAAAUCCAAAAUGUGUCCGACUGGCAGACGACGGGGUGUCUGGAGGGGUUCAUGUGCGUGAACAACACGGCCAACUCCCUCCCGCAAUACUGCCCCCCGAUCCAAGAAUGCCAGCUGGCGCGGCUCGCCAGCACCGUGUGCCAGCUCAACGGCAGCAACGUGGGCAUGGGGCCGUUCGAGCCCGUGGUGUGCCAGGCGGGGCGGUACUGUCCGCCGUCGGACAACGGAACCGUGACGCGCGAGUGCCCGGCGGGCACGUACUGCCAGGCAGGCGCGUCGACGCCUACACCGUGCAUGCGCGGCAGCAGGUGCCCGCCGGGGUCGACGUACCAGCUGUUCCUCGUGCCCGUCGGCCUCCUCGUCGCGCUCGACGUGCUGCUCGUCGUCGGGACCCUACUGCUGCGCCGCCGCCGCCACCACCGCCGCCGCCUCAAGGCUAACGCGCGCGGGCACGGCGUGCCGUCGCUGGGCUUUCUCGAGAAGCAGCGGGUGAGUGCCGGCAGCAGCAUCGCGGCCGUCAUCGCUAGACACAGGUACAAGCGCGUGCAGGACGAAACGGACCGUGUGGACGAAGACUGCGAGAUGGCACCCGUCAUGGAUGCCACCUACGUGCCGGGCCGCCAGGAUACCUGGAACGGCUUCGAGGCGGCCCUCGAUAUCCCCGAGCAGCUAGCCGGGAGUCCUAUAGAUGUCUUGAACAGUCCGGAGGCUGGUCUCACGCCCGAGAUCCGCGCGUUUGUGAGCUCGAUGAGCAAGGCUACCGAUGCGACUGAUUUUGGGCUGUCGUUUGGGUUCUCAGAGCUCACCUUCCAACCUAAAGGGAGCCAGCGGCCGAUUUUGCAGGGCGUCAUGGGGGAGAUCAGGCGCGGGACGCUGACGGCCGUCAUGGGCGGUUCAGGGGCUGGCAAGUCGACGUUUGUCAACGUGUUGAUGGGCAAGAGCGAGUACACGGCAGGCAGCGUCACCAUCAAUGGCGCGCCGGGCAAGCUGCGGCAGUAUAAAAAAGUGGUGGGCUACGUGCCGCAAAACGACGUGGUGCUGCCUGAACUAACGGUGCGCGAAAACCUGCUUCACUCGGCGCGGGUGCGGCUGCCGCGGACCUGGAAAGACGCGGACAUCUGCGCGCACGUCACGGCCGUCGUCGACUGUCUCGAGCUGAGCCACGUCAGCGACAGCCUAGUGGGCAGCGUGAGCAAGCCGAUACUCAGCGGUGGGCAGCGCAAGCGCGUUAGCAUCGGCAUGGAGCUGGCGGCGGCGCCCAUGGCCAUCUUCCUCGACGAGCCGACGUCGGGCCUCGACGCGACGGCGGCCACGUCCAUUAUGCGCACGCUCAAGGCGCUCGCGCGCCUGGGCAUCUCGGUCAUCGUCGUCAUCCACCAGCCCCGCAUGGAGAUCUUCGACAUGCUCGACGACUUGAUCCUGCUGGCCAACGGACAGCUCAUCUACGCGGGCCGAGAGGCCGACGUGCAGCCCUUCUUCGAGCAGCUCGGCUUCCACUUCCCGCCCCACGCCAACUACGGCGACGUCGUCACCGACAUCAUCACCGGGAACGGACGCCCGUACAAGAAGACGGGCGACAUCUCCAAGGACGCGCUGAUCGGCCACUGGUCUGCGUCACGACAGGGCAGCCAUGGCGACGAGAGAACCAUGGAGUCGGCUGUACCCACCAGCCAAAGCCACGCCAACAUGCAGCGGCUGCUACGUCGGCGCGGCGCUCCUCUCUGGCGGCAGACCCAACUCUGCUUCGCACGAGCAAUGCUCCAGCAGUACCGCGCCCUCGCGACCUUCUGGUACGAGAUGUGCCUCGCCACGCUCGCGGGGUUCCUCCUAGGCCUCGCCGAGCACGCGAAGCAGGGCGUGCUGUUCACGGGUAGCUACCGCGGGGCGUACUCGAUCCUGAGCGUGUCAUCGGACCUGCGCUCCGCGCCCGAGCUAGCGCUGCUGGUAGCUAUCGCGGUGGGGCUCGUGGGCGCCGCGCCGGGCGUGCGCGUCUUCUCCGAGGAACUGCUGCUGCACCGCCGCGAGGCCGAGGCCGGGCACAGCCGCCUGGCGUACUUCGCCGCUAAGUCGGCGGCGGCUGCACCGCGCAUGGCUUGCGCGUGCCUGCACUUCUCGACGCCGCUGCUGCUGCUCUCGGCGGCCGUCGUGCCGUGGGGUGUGGCGUUCCUGGCGAACCUGCUGUACUUCUACUGUGUGUAUGGGCUUGCGAGUGUGGUGAGCAUGGUCGUGCGCCGUGAGGACGCGCCGCUGUUUGCGACGAUGCUGAGUCUGAUUGUCGGGGUCUUGUCUGGUGCGGCGCCGCCGCUCCGCACGGUUAGGGGGUGGCAUGUCGAGUGGCUGUGGCGCGCCAGCCCGGGCGUCUGGCUCGCCGAGCUCUACUUCGGCCAGCUCGUCGGCCCGUUUGCAUAUCUGUACGACGUUGAGCAGGCGGCCGAUGCUGCCGGCUUCGCGCUCGACCACCUGUGGCGCAACUUGGGUGUGCUGGCGGCCAUUGGCACGCUGUAUAGGGUGUUGGCAUUUGCUGGUUUGUUUGCGGGCAAGAGGAUUCGCAUGUAG